AUGAAGUACGUGCUGGUGACUGGUGGAGUGGUGAGCGGACUCGGGAAGGGCGUGACGGCCAGCAGCAUCGGCGUCCUGCUCAAGUCCUGCGGCUUCCGCGUCACCUCCAUCAAGAUCGAUCCAUACCUUAACACCGAUGCCGGAACCAUGUCUCCGUUCGAGCACGGCGAAGUGUUUGUUUUGGACGACGGUGGUGAGGUGGACUUGGACCUUGGAAACUACGAACGAUUUCUGGACAUCAAGUUGACUCGUGACAACAACAUAACCACGGGGAAGAUCUACCAGUCUGUCAUUGACAAGGAGCGUAGAGGAGAUUACCUAGGAAAAACUGUCCAGGUUGUGCCGCACAUCACAGAUGAAAUACAAGAGUGGAUCGAAUGUGUGGCAAUGAAUCCAGUUGAUGGCACAGAAGAGCCAGCUGAUGUUUGUGUCAUAGAACUUGGUGGCACUCUAGGGGACAUUGAAUCAAUGCCUUUCAUUGAAGCAUUAGGUCAAUUUUCAUACCGUGUAGGGCCUGGAAACUUCUGCUUGGUGCAUGUUAGUCUUGUGCCAGUUCUAAAUGUAGUUGGUGAGCAGAAAACAAAGCCAACCCAACAUAGUGUUCGUGGACUUAGAGGACUUGGACUCAUGCCUGAUAUUUUGGCAUGUCGUAGUACACAGCCACUUGAAGAACAUGUGAAAGUGAAGCUCGCACAAUUUUGUCAUGUUCCGCUACCAAAUAUCAUUAAUCUCCAUGAUGUCACGAACAUUUGGCACAUCCCUUUGUUGCUCAGAGAUCAGAAGGCCCAUGAAGCUAUUUUGAAAGUGUUAGACCUUCAGUGUGUGGGUAAAGUUGCUCGAGAACCCCAAUUGUCUGAAUGGACUGAAAGAGCCAGCAGAUGUGACAGAUUGAAAACUCCGGUUAGGAUUGCUAUGGUUGGAAAGUAUACUGGCUUGUCAGAUUCCUACCUAUCUGUUAUCAAGGCUCUUUUGCAUGCGUCGGUUGCUUUGGACAGGAAACUUGUGGUGGACUGGGUUCCUUCCUGUGAUCUUGAAGAUUCUACAGCAGAAGAGACUCCUGAUGCCUAUGAAAAAGCAUGGGAGUUGCUAAAGGGUGCAGAUGGUGUGUUGGUGCCAGGAGGUUUUGGAGACAGAGGAGUCCAAGGGAAAAUUCUUGCUGCAAAAUACGCGCGAGAAAAGAACAUUCCUUAUCUUGGCAUUUGCUUGGGCAUGCAAAUUGCAGUGAUUGAGUUUGCACGUUCUAUCAUGAAGUUGCAUGGUGCUAACAGCACGGAGUUUGAUCCAACCACAAAAACACCAUGUGUUAUUUUCAUGCCAGAGGGAUCCAAAACCCAUAUGGGGGCAACAAUGCGCCUUGGAUCAAGGAGGACCUUUUUCCAGGUCACUAACUGCAAAUCUGCUAAACUGUAUGGCAAUGCUAGCUACGUUGAUGAAAGGCACCGCCACAGAUACGAGGUCAAUCCUGAUAUGGUCCCAGAAUUUGAGAAAGCAGGGCUUUCUUUCGUUGGCAGGGAUGAAAGCGGUAAACGCAUGGAGAUUAUCGAACUACCAACUCAUAGGUUUUUCGUUGGUGUACAAUUUCACCCUGAAUUCAAGUCAAGGCCUGGCAAGCCAUCUCCGCUUUUCUUAGGAUUGAUAGCAGCUUCAUCAGGUCAGCUUGAUCAACGUGGCGUUAUUAUCAGUUCAACAGGCAGAAAGCUAAAAGCCACUGAAGGAGCACCGAAGCUAAAAGCUUACCAGAAUGGGCACCUCAUGAAGCCACUGAACGGCCUGGUGAACGGGCACUAUUCAACAACCGGCAAUGGUGCUAUUCCCAUCUAG
Miscanthus lutarioriparius is the source of this 1821-nucleotide messenger RNA. Lineage: Eukaryota; Viridiplantae; Streptophyta; Magnoliopsida; Poales; Poaceae. The record is from the annotation of a GenBank genome assembly.